Cuscuta epithymum is the source of this 1158-nucleotide messenger RNA. NCBI's taxonomy places the organism in Eukaryota, Viridiplantae, Streptophyta, Magnoliopsida, Solanales, Convolvulaceae. The record is from the annotation of a GenBank genome assembly.
UGCGCCUACAUGCACCCUAGAGAACGGAGGAUAGUAUUAAACGGGAUUGGUAAUCUUCGGCUGCGACGGGGACGCUAGUUUUGGUUCACUUCCAAAUUGAACUCGCCGUCGGAGCUAUGCCAGCAAGUGUAACCGAAUAUUAAGAUUUAAGACCAAACCCUAUAUGGACAAGGAGAACCCAAACUCCAAGCACCCACUGUUCUGCUUAAAAUGGCCGUGGGAUACUGUCAUCCCUAACCAGAGUAACCCUACAACUCCCUGUACAUUAGAAACACCAUGGCUUUUCAAAUCGUUCCAGAGUUUGACUUCGUUGGCUGUAAAUUUCAUCCACAACGCGCCCAAGUCCAGAAUGCUGCCCUUCCAAAUCCCCAUAUUGAAACCCCCCCAGCUGACGGCGAGGAAGAAAUUGACCCCGGCGGAACAAUCAGAGGCCGAGCAGAGUGCGUUCGCGGCAGCGCUGGCCAGCGAUAAAGAUGCUACGGUGUUAGAGUUCUACUCCCCCAAGUGCCAACUCUGCAAUUCUUUGAUUAAUUUUGUUAAUGAAGUUGAGAAGCGGAACUCGGGUUGGCUCAGCGUUGUUUUCGCUGAUGCAGAGAAUGAUCAGUGGCUGCCUGAGCUUCAGCAUUAUGACAUAAAGUAUGUUCCUUGCUUUGUGUUAUUGGACAAAAAUGGAAGGGCACUUGCAAAAACAGGUGUUCCACACAGCAGGCUGCAUGUUGUCGCUGGCGUUUCCCAUCUCCUGAGAUUGAUGAAACACCCCCAGAGAAAACAGUGAUGAUGAUCUCAACCUGUGUUGUCGAUGGUAGUAGAAUAGUGCGAGUGUAAAUUAAUAUGGCUUGAUGCUUGCGCCUUGUUGGUAUAUACUUUCCUUACGGACUCUGCCCUCCUGAAUUAUCGAAAAUGGCAUUUGGAUUGAGUGGCCGUUUGGAUGUCAGGUUUUUGGCUUAUCAACUUAGAUUUAUGAUCAAAUACUGUUUUUUGGUUAACUAAAAAGCAAGGCCAGAUGUUCUCUUUAGAUCAAGAUGGUCAUUUGGUCUUUCUUUUUAAAAAUGUGUAGUAUUGCACAUUUGCACUAUUGCUACUGCUUCUUUUUGUCAAUACAUUACUUUUAAGUUUUAACUAUAGCUUUACCAUAAUUCCAACAAUUUCGCUCUAUCA